AUGAAUCUUUCAACUCGUAUGCACGACGGGACUGUCACCCCCAGUAGUGCGGAUCCCAUCUAUGGGCUUAGCCGAACCCCAAACUCGUUGGCUUCGGUCACUGGCGGGGCUAUGAGUAGCUCUCCCCAUACUGUGACCUCAGGAGCGGCAGUCAUCAUGAGGCCUGCUGAAAGAUACCAGCGGACUCCGAAAUGUGCUCGUUGCAGAAACCACGGCGUAGUGUCGGCACUAAAGGGACAUAAACGUUACUGCAGGUGGCGGGACUGUGGAUGCGCCAAAUGUACUUUAAUCGCCGAACGGCAGCGAGUUAUGGCAGCCCAGGUAGCUCUCCGACGCCAGCAGGCCCAGGAAGAGAACGAGGCCCGUGAGUUAGGUAUCCUCUAUGGUUGUCACGACGGUCUUUUUGCUCUACAUCGCGCCGGUUUGACCUUUUCUGCUGCUAUGACCCAGCUUCUUAACAGCCAACAGGGACGCAGUUCGACCUCCACUGAUCAGUCUUCCGGAGGAGUGACCACUGAACCACGUGAUCCAGACUGGAAACGGCCAAGACUUUCUCUGGACAUUCCAACAACAAAUCCUGAUGACCCAAAAGAAGUCUUGCAGCCAGAGGCGUCAGUGUGCUCUGAAAAAACCGAAUCAGACUCCGAUACCGACUUGGCCAGUUUAGAACCUAAAGACAAACAUCAGCUUCCCGUAACCACAUCAGUAAUGACCAAUAGCAGCUAUUCUCCGCAGAAGUUGGAUAGAAUUUCAGACCCGCUGGUUGAAGAAACAUCGACCCCCGCUAUUCAUUGGACGGAACCGAAAAUUCAGGCGAAUAACACCAAAAACAAAGAAAACAGUUCUUCGGCUAAACAUAAAGAAAAAUCUCCCGUUGAUGUUCUUUCUAGAAUCUUUCCAAAAGAAAACCGAAGUUUCCUGACCUUGGCGUUGCAACAGGUCAACGGUGACGUGCUUCAAGUAAUUGACAAGCUCCUUGCUUCUCAAGCUGGGGAAGUAGAAAAAAAAAGAGAGCGACCCUUUGGAAAGAAGUGACGAUUCUCCUGUUUCUGAUGCUCCAAAAGAGCUUCUUACUCCACGAUCAAAGCGUAACGAUU
Molecule: messenger RNA, 1097 nt
Organism: Limulus polyphemus (Atlantic horseshoe crab)
Lineage: Eukaryota; Metazoa; Arthropoda; Merostomata; Xiphosura; Limulidae
Product: doublesex- and mab-3-related transcription factor A2-like
Exons: 2
Coding region: 1-1035 (344 amino acids)
Biological process (GO): sex differentiation; regulation of transcription by RNA polymerase II
Cellular component (GO): nucleus
Molecular function (GO): RNA polymerase II cis-regulatory region sequence-specific DNA binding; DNA-binding transcription factor activity, RNA polymerase II-specific
Source: RefSeq, a predicted model, not a curated record